Messenger RNA from Gamsiella multidivaricata, 2886 nucleotides. Its product is annotated as SNF2 family N-terminal domain-containing protein. The transcript is spliced from 7 exons. Lineage: Eukaryota; Fungi; Mortierellomycota; Mortierellomycetes; Mortierellales; Mortierellaceae. Gene Ontology annotation, cellular component: pericentric heterochromatin; nucleus. Gene Ontology annotation, molecular function: ATP-dependent chromatin remodeler activity; ATP binding; chromatin binding. The record is from RefSeq and is a predicted model, not a curated record. The coding region runs from base 106 to 2832 and encodes 908 amino acids. Gene Ontology annotation, biological process: pericentric heterochromatin formation; negative regulation of gene expression via chromosomal CpG island methylation; DNA methylation-dependent constitutive heterochromatin formation.
GCAGGUUUUUGUGUUGUGUUUCCCUGGGCCUGAGCACAAAACACACCCUCCGUGCUCUUUGAUUCUUUUUCGCACAACUACUCCCUCUCAACCCAUUAAGAAGUCAUGAAGACAGAGUCCGGAGCAUCUACGCCCAAGGAGACGAGUGUUAGCACUCCAUCGUCCGACUCGGCCGAGUCCUCAGUCGAUGGCACUAUCACCGAGUCCAUGCGCCUUGAGGAGGAAAAGCUCGAGGAAGAGAGCAAGAAGAAGGAGGAGGAGAAGAUUGUCAAGCUGAAGGAAAAGGCUGCCACUGAGUUCACAGACACUGUCAAUAAGCAGCGCUUCCAACGACUGAAUUUCUUGAUCGAAAAAUCGACUUUGUAUGCCAACUUCCUUGCCAAAAAGCUGGAGAAGCAGCAGAAGGAAGCUCGGGACAAGGCUACCGCACAGGAGGCUAAGCGGGAAUCCGAAAAGGGGAAAUCAGCUGUAAGUGGUGGCGAGCCCGCUUCCACGGUGGUGAAUACGCGAUCCAGCUCACGAAACCCACCAAAACAGGAGCAGCAGAUAUCGGCCACAACAAAGAAGAACACUGCUACUGUAGUCGGCGCUGCCAAGAAGCGCAAGACGGACGAUGCGCAUUACGAUAUUGCGGAUUAUCUCGACAAGGACGUUUUGAAAAAACAGAAGCAGACGAAGGCUAGCGAGCCUGCUGUGGAGAUCGCUCCCGCACCCGUCAGCAACAGGCCAGUGAUCUCCGCCCGUCAGCCCAAGUUGGUGACUGGAGGAAUUCUUCGCGACUAUCAGUUGGCAGGAGUGGAAUGGAUGGUCAGUCUUUACGAGAACGGCCUCAAUGGAAUUUUGGCUGACGAGAUGGGUCUUGGAAAGACACUGCAAACCAUCUCAUUUCUAGCUUACCUUCGUGAAAGGGGAGUCUGGGGGCCGUUUCUUAUCGUCGCUCCUCUGUCAACCCUCGCCAACUGGAUUAUUGAAUUCGAGAGGUUUGUCCCUGGAGUUCCUGUCGAGCUGUAUCAUGGAAAGCCGGAGGAGAGAGAACAUAAACGGAACCGCAAGUUUAAGAAGCUGGAUAUGACAUUUCCAGUUGUCGUCACCUCGUACGAGAUCAUCAUUAGGGAUCGGAAAUUUCUCUCGCGAUUCCAGUGGAAGUACAUUAUUGUCGACGAGGGUCACCGGCUCAAAAACAUGGACUGCAAACUCAUUCGUGAGCUUAAGAGCUAUCAUUCUGCCAACCGCAUGCUGUUGACUGGCACGCCUCUCCAGAACAACCUGUCCGAACUCUGGAGUCUGCUCAACUUUUUACUGCCAGAGAUUUUUGAUGAUCGGGAAGGCUUUGAGGAAUGGUUUGAUUUCUCGGAUAUUAACGCCAAGGAAGGCCAGGAGCGUAUUUUGGGAGAGGAGUCGCAAAGCGGCAUCGUCUCCAGCCUUCACCAUAUCCUGAAACCCUUCCUGCUGCGACGCAUAAAGACCGAUGUUGAACAUUCCCUGCCAAAGAAGAAGGAGUACUUGCUGUAUGCACCGUUGACGCCUGAGCAGAAGAAGUGGUACGAUGCGGCCCUUAGUCGCGAUAUCCGCAAUUUCCUGAUUCAGAGGAAGUGCGGAAUUGAUCCUCCCAGUAAACCAGAAACCUCAGUAGCUGAUGAUGUAGAUGCAGCAGCAACCAAGGACCUCUCAGAAGAAGUCGCACCGGAUGUGUCAGAGAACGACGUUACCGUUGAAGAACUGGAUGCGAUCAUCGAUGCUGAGGAGGAACAAAAGGAGAAGACGACGGAGAACGCAGUCAAGCGGACACGAGGUGCAGUCAGAUCGUAUGCCGAGAAGUCUGACAGAGAGUACUUUAAGGACCUGGAAGACGGAAAAGCAGUUCAGAAGCGAGAGGAUGCUGACGUCUUGUCUGCACGCGAGGUGGACUUCAAGAAGGCGAGCAAAUCCGUCACGAACAUGAAGCUGAUGAAUGUUGUCAUGCAGCUUCGUAAGGUCUGCAAUCAUCCCUUCCUAUUUGACUGGCCUAUCGAUCCAAAGACGCGAAUGCCUGUUUUGUCAGAGGAUCUCUUGAAUGCGUCUGGAAAAAUGUUGGUCCUGAACCGCCUUUUGGACGCACUCUUCCAACGUGGACACAAGGUCCUUAUCUUUUCUCAGUUCACAACGAUGUUGGAUAUUAUUCAGGACUGGGCUGAGAUCUACAAGGGCUGGGUGUGCUGUCGCAUCGAUGGCGCUGUACCUCAGGAUGAUCGACGGCAGCAGAUUGGCGACUUUAACAGGAAUCCAGAGCUCAAACUCUUCCUGCUGUCAACACGUGCUGGUGGUCUGGGCAUCAACCUCACAUCGGCUGACACAGUUAUUAUUUUCGACAGUGAUUGGAAUCCUCAAAUGGACUUGCAAGCGCAGGAUCGCGUGCACCGUAUUGGUCAAACCAAACCUGUCAUGAUCUAUCGCCUUGUGACAGCCAACACGAUCGAAGGAAAGAUCAUUGAGCGGGCGAGCAGCAAGCGCAAAUUGGAGAAGUUGGUCAUCCAUAAGGGCAAGUUCAAGCAGCCUCCUUCGAACACGAGCGGCAGUGCAGCGACCGAUCGAGCAGCGACACUUGCGGAUCUUGCAGAGAUGUUGGCCCAGGACGACGGGGAGAGGAUCCAGCUGGCGACGAAGGACGAUGUUGUUCUCUCGGAUAAGCAUCUGGAAAUGCUCCUGGAUCGCAGUGACGCAGCAUAUGCCGCCAACGGCCCUGUCUCAACAGAGGAAAGUGACACUGGCGCAAUCACGUUCAAGGCUGUGAAUGAAAUUCACGACGACCAGAAUGAUGUCCUAAAGGUUGACAACAUGGCUGCAGCUGUGUAAUGUCAAUUUAUGUAGUAAAGAUAGAUCGCAUUUUCUCUCGAAAAGUUUAAAUUA